Messenger RNA from Sparassis crispa, 3006 nucleotides. RefSeq lists its product with no specific name. The coding region runs from base 1 to 3006 and encodes 1001 amino acids. Lineage: Eukaryota; Fungi; Basidiomycota; Agaricomycetes; Polyporales; Sparassidaceae. The record is from RefSeq and is a predicted model, not a curated record. The transcript is spliced from 9 exons.
AUGUCUGAUCACUUUGCGUCAGAGCAAUCCCAGAACACCCACCAUCAGCCAGGAUCGGCGCCAGGUUCAUCUGUGACUGCUGAGGAUCCCGCCGCGUCUCUUCGUGCAGCUGCUCUUCUGACCCUCAAGUCAAAGCGUCGAAAAGCAUUAUCUCUUCUGGUUGAACCGAUGAGUAGUCUGCCGCCCCGCUCUCCUGCGGUUUCUUCCUCGAUCCAGCUUGAUUACGGUCAGGAAGAACCGUUAUCUGGUGCGUCUUCUGUAGCUUCAGCGCCAACAGCAUCUACUGCGUCGCACUCUACACCACCACCAGCAUCGGACGCUAUGGAAGUCGAUGAAGGCCAAGCAAGAGAAGAAGGCGAGAUCAGCGACUCUGAGACGGCUCCCCCCACUCCGGUCCCUCGGCCAGCGAGGCUUGCCGUCCCGGAACCACCACGGCCUCCUCCGCAAGAAUUGGUCAAACAGCCGAGUCUUCCAAAGGCACCGCCACCACUGAUCAAUACAGAACCCGUAGUCCUGUUACCGCUCGAUUCUGCGAGUAGCGUUGCGUCAGCUUCCGAGCCGCAGCUGCCCUCUCCGGCCCUUCCUUACGCAGUCGAUGCCAAUCAUGUGCGACCAGGACUGUCAAUGAACCAAGCCCAAUAUGACGCUGCGAAAGAUAUCGUAUUAGAUCUCCUUGGCUGGGGCGUCCCUCCGGAGUACCUAGUCAAUUGUGGCCUCACCCGUGCAAUUGUCUAUUACGUCUUCGUCGAGUUGAACCUUCGACUUCCUUCAAACCUUGAUACCACCGGAAUCCUAUCAUACGAGCCGACGAUGUUCCAGGAGCAGAAUGCGCUCAUCUCCGAUGUUGCGCCCCGUACAGACCCUACGUCAAUUUACUCGCAGCCGUCCAUCGCUGCUCGCCCAGGACCCGAUCAUCCUAGCCUCCCGCCGAGACCGGCUGUCCCUCAAGGCGGUGUUAAAACUGACUCUGCAAGUUUAUCCUCCAAAACGUAUGGUCUGUCUGUAGCGGCACCUUCUUUUGUUCCUGGCCUUCCCUCUACACCCACGCCUUCAGCCCCUACCAAUGCGAACUUACUCGAUAUGGAACAACAGAGACGCCAAGAGCUGUUGGCUCGUAAGGCGGUUCUGGACUCACGUAGACUCAAGCAACAGUCGUUAACCACUGUAUUGACCCCUUCUACACCUACGAUGGCCGAGCCGACGGACGUGGAGAUGGCAGCAGAGGUUCCCAAAUCAGUGGAUGAUUUUUUGAAGAGCAUCGAGCCUGCGGGUGGCAGUUCGAGCGAGAAGGGAAAGGCAGUGCCCGUCAGAGCACAUCCAUUGAGUCGGACGAGCACGUUUGACGAUAUGGACAUCGAUGAGCCGAUUCCUGGUUUGUCGGCAGUCAACGACGCGCUGUACGCCUCUCCGCCGUCGGCGUCGCCGAGCAGAUCGAUGUCGAUGUCUGAUAACGCGUCUCCAAUUACCACGUACGUGCCUGCACCACCGUCGUCGACAGAAAUCUCCUCGAGCACGUCGUCUUCCACCGUUGAAACCUCGGACAGUGGGCACCUUACGUUGAACGGCAGCGAUACAGACAUGGAUGCGAUACCUGGAUUGGUGCUGGAGCGUUCGCGGUCGGGUUCGAUGGGACGUGGUUCAGUGGGGCCAGCAUCGCGCAGAUCGGGGAAGCGGCCUGUCGCUGCCGACUUUGUCGACAUGGAGCCUGGUCCUUCGCGUUCGCAUUCGAGCAAUGGGCAUCGUUCAGGGCACUAUCAUUCUUCCAUGAGACGGAAACACGGUUCCUUUGCCGGUAUCAAUGGGAUGCGGCGCUGCGUCAUCAAUCUCAGCGAUAGUGAAGACGAGAUAGAGCAUACCAUCAAUGGUGAUGAUCAGCAGUACGAUGCAGGCGGGUCGUACGGAGGAGCGUCGGCUUCUAGUUCCCAUCUACCUGGAAUGCUGGGGUCGUCAAGAGUUAUGUCUCCUAGCUCUACACCGUCGGGCUUCAUGUCUCCGAGUGCACUGCUUGCGAAGGAAGCGGAGAUCAGAAAGAUGCGAGAGCUUAUCUCACAAAGAGAGCAGACCAGACUGCGAAAGCUUGCCACUUUGUCCCGAAGAUCAACACCGCCAACAGCCGCCGCUGUUAAGCGAGAGGAGGAUGAUUCGUUGUAUGCCGAAUCACUGGCGGGAUCCAGCAGUCAUUCUACUGAGGUGGGAACGCCCAACGUUGUGGCGAAGGAAGAACAGAACUCGACGCUCGUGCCUUCGCCGUCUGGCCCUCUACAGUUGUCAAUACCAUUACCAGAAUCAGUAUCGGCAUCUGACAGCAGCGCUGCAACCCCAAUCGAUGUGAUCAUGAAUUCCUUGGAGCAUGCCACCACGGGUGACAAAGUUUUGACCGCUGAAGCACGGCAAGAACAAGUGGUUAACGGAACACACUAUGCAAGUUGGAUUCCAUCUCGAAUCGAGGCUCAAGUCGACGUUGUCAGCUCUGAUGCGGUGGCGUCGGCUCAGAUAGACUCGCUUUCAAGUACUGAUCAAGAGCUACAGCAAGAUCAAGAGCAAACUUCUGGAUUUACUGCUUACUCUUCGCCGUUAGACUGUUACCCUACCUUACGACCUUACUUACAACACCCGUCGGGCGCUGGUGGCUCUGCAAGCGUACAUCAACGAACUAACAAGACAUUAGCCCUCAAUGUGGCAUCAUCUAUUGAUCUCGAGCCCCUGAAGAUGGUCGCUGCGGGAAGAGUUUUGAUGGACCCCACGAAACGGAUAUGUCGGUAUGAAAUUCCAGGAGGAGGAGAGUGCCGGGAUCGUAACUGCGAGGAUGUCCAUCUAUCGAGGUUAUCUUCGGUGGAGCCUAACGACGAAGAGACUGCACAGUACCUGUAUGCUGCAAUGCCGACAGGCUCGCCGUACAGCGCCGAAGACCUCCUGAAUACGCUUUCAGGCGUGCGACGGCACUCUGCAGGGGAAGCGUUCGACGAUCGUGUUUCGGAGGCGCUAGCGUCGCUGGGCUUGCGAUGA